AUGAAGAUUGAAGUACAGAAUAUUUAUCCAUUAGUUGCAUGGUCAUGGGAUAUGCCCAAGAAUCUUGAUGACCCAGACAGCGAUGAGCCGGACAAUGCUAAUGAUUCUUAUGGGAUACGGAGAAGAGCACCAAACAAGAAUGCAGUAGAUGAUGUCUGUGGUAUAUGUCGAGCAAGUUACAAUGGUACAUGUCCUAAUUGUAAAUUCCCAGGUACUGAUUGCCCUCUUGUCUUGGGGAGAUGUAAUCAUAAUUUCCAUUUCCAUUGUAUUUAUCAAUGGUUGAAGACUUUAACUUCAAAGGGUCUUUGUCCCAUGUGUAGGCAAAAAUUUCGGCUGAAGCCCAAUGCUACAGUUAACACAGAUCAUCUUGGAGCCUUUAAAGAAUUAGCCAUAACAACAAGAGCAAGAUUAAUUAGUGAAGGAUUGUUCGAUGAAGAUGAGGAAGGCGACGAUGAUAGUGAAUAUGCGUAUGAUAAUGAAGAAGUUCAAAGAGAUAAUCGUGAUUACGAGCAUAUAUGGAAUAAUCCCUCAACGGAGUAUGAAGAGUUGACAGUUGGUGACAUGUUUAAUACAAGAAGGUACAUUGAUGAUGAGGAAGAAGAAGAUGACGAAGGUUAUUAA
Molecule: messenger RNA, 621 nt
Organism: Naumovozyma dairenensis CBS 421
Lineage: Eukaryota; Fungi; Ascomycota; Saccharomycetes; Saccharomycetales; Saccharomycetaceae
Gene: APC11
Product: anaphase promoting complex subunit 11
Exons: 1
Coding region: 1-621 (206 amino acids)
Biological process (GO): positive regulation of mitotic metaphase/anaphase transition; anaphase-promoting complex-dependent catabolic process; protein ubiquitination
Cellular component (GO): nucleus; anaphase-promoting complex
Molecular function (GO): ubiquitin protein ligase activity; cullin family protein binding; zinc ion binding
Source: RefSeq, a predicted model, not a curated record